This is a messenger RNA of Prunus armeniaca (apricot), 321 nucleotides long. Lineage: Eukaryota; Viridiplantae; Streptophyta; Magnoliopsida; Rosales; Rosaceae. The record is from the annotation of a GenBank genome assembly.
AUGGAUGAUACUUGGAAAAAUACCUGCACGAUUCUUCUCCCCAAAAUGGGACAUAUAACAUGCCCACUGCCACUAGGGUUCACAACAAAUGGCAGGUUUCUUAUGGCUAGGCCGGGGGGAUGUACACACAGGGAAGUUAAAGUGGUUUUAUAUGAUCCUGAGUCGCACCAAGCCACCGAUACCGGAAUCAAAAUGAUAGAUUCUUAUGAGUGUGCCGAUACUUAUAGUGAGAGGCUUAAUUUUGGAUCUGAUGUUGCAGAAGAGUCUCCUAAACCUACAAGUGCUGGCUUAACAGAGGCAAAGAGUUGGAGAAGUAUAUAA